This is a messenger RNA of Rosa chinensis, 987 nucleotides long. Its product is annotated as CASP-like protein 1E1. Bases 152 to 757 code for a protein of 201 amino acids. NCBI's taxonomy places the organism in Eukaryota, Viridiplantae, Streptophyta, Magnoliopsida, Rosales, Rosaceae. The transcript is spliced from 2 exons. The record is from RefSeq and is a predicted model, not a curated record.
UCCCAACAACGUCAAAAAUUCCAAGCCUCUCUUUCCCACAAACGUUCAAGUUACUUCACCCUCCUAUUUAAAACUUCACACUACACCAUACUCUCAGCUCUCUCUCUCUCCCUUCCCCUCCCCCCUCCUCUGUAAUAGUAUACUAACUAAGAUGGAGAGCCAGUACAUAGGAGGCAAAAGCAAUACCGAUGGCGGUGGGAUGCCGGAGAAGGAAGUGAGGGUAGCAAACCAGAGAAGAGUUGGGAGUUGUGAGUCGCUUGUGAGGGUUUUGGCCGUAUUACUAACUCUGGUCGCUGCUAUAGUUCAAGGGUUGAAUAAGCAGACCAAAGUUGUUCCAAUUAAGGUGGUUCCAACCUUGCCAGCCAUUUAUAUUCCACUCACAGCCAAAUGGCAUGACUUAUCUGCUUUUGCGUACUUGCUGGUUGCAAAUGUCAUAGCAUGUGUAUACGCAGCAUUUUCCCUUGUCCUUUCCUUUGCAAACCGGGGCACAAAGAAGAGCUCACUAGGGCUAUUCAUCAUUGUCCUUGAUAUAUUGAUAGUGGGGGUGCUUUUCUCAGCCAUCGGAGCCGCCAUGGCUAUCGGUCUGAUCGGGUACCAUGGGAAUUCACAUGUGCAGUGGAACAAGGUCUGCAAUGUGUUUGACAGAUUUUGUCACCAGGUGAUCGCAUCAGUGGUCCUGACUCAGUUUGCAGCUCUUGCAUUUAUCUUCCUAGUCGUGCUUGCUAUCUUACGCCUUAACAGAGGUCCACUUAAAUAGGCAAACCUAGCUACAAUGGACUAUAUAUAUAUCGUUUGUGAACCAUAGUAGAGAUUACAUAUAGUAGAGGUAGUAGAGGUACCCUUCUCCUGAAAAUGUCGAAGACUGUACCUUCUACCUUGUAUGUGCGUAUUAAGAAAUUUGAUUCCUUCAGUACUGCAAUUAAUGUUGUUGAUGUACUAGCAUUAUAGUUUAAUUUCAAUCGAGUUGAACAAUAUUUUCAAUUUCAA